AUGGGUGAAAAACUUUUGAGAUGGAAAUCUCAUCAACAAAAUUUGUAUGCCAACUUGUAUUGCUAUUACAGCAACCAAGAGAUGGUUGAUACCACCCUCGUCUUCAAAGACGGAGAAAUAAAAGCACAUGGUAUAAUCCUGUCUGCAGGAAGUCGGUUUUUCCGUAAUAUCCUUAACACCAAUGAAUCAGAACAUAAAAAAAGUAUAAUUUUUGAGAGUACACCAAAGAAGAUAAUGGAAUACUUGCUAGAAUUCCUGUACACUGGACAGGUUGCUGUGCCUGUUAGGGCAUUGAAAAAAGUCCUGGAUGCCGCUAGACAGUAUGAAGUGAGGGGUAUCAGGACAUCUAAUAUUGAUGCAAAUUCAUCCCUUCAAAUAUUGGAAAAUGGCUCUGACAAAAUAUCUAGUCCAGAAGAAAGAGAUGCCACCUUGGAAAAUAUUGAACAAAAUUCAAGUUCAUCUCUAGUAAGAAGGUAUAGACCAAACCUGAGAAAAAAUCCUAUUUCUCCAAAAAGGAAUGGAAAUGUUGAAUCAUCACCAAUAGCUUCAAAAUCACCAAAAUAUGCCAGGAUUUUGAAUACUUCUAGGGAGAGUAAUAUAUCUACAAGCCCAAAUUCUACAAAUGGACAAGACAUAGAAUUAUUACCUAGGAAAGAACACUCAGGAUCAGGAAAAUAUUCUAGGAUUGCCAGUACUUCUAGAGAAAACAUCCAAGGCCAUAGGGAGAAAAAUGUACCAAUGCAUGAUUUGGUGGAUUCAGACGAUAGCGAUUCCACUUAUAUUAGGGAGCCGCAAGAACCUUGCACUUCCACCAUUGCAAAGAAUCCUGAGAGAGGCCAAGAAGAAUCCGACGAUGCGGUAGAAGUUGUAAAUAUGACUUGUGAUCAAGUAGUUACACUCAGCACCUUGAGUCCAACUGGGCUCAGCAAAGAUUUGUGCCAAGAAGAGGUUUCUACUAGUAACAAUAAAAAUAAUACCAAGCAAAAAAGAUGUGAGAAUUUCCUGAGCACUGAUGAUGAAGAAGAAUUAGUAAUUAAGAAAUCCAAGAGGAAGAAGAAACAUAUAUCUCAUAAUAAAUGUUCCAGUAAAGCACAAAAUCCGUCUUCAACACAUACUGAAGGUGUAGCAAAAAGAAUAUCUGGUAAGCGAAAGACCAAAAAAUACGAGAAAUUAAUUUGUGAACGUCCAACUCACGAAGUGAACGAGUUCUGUGUUUUGUGCUUCAAAUUUUUCAAAAAUACAGUACAACUCAACACCAGAAAUCAUAUUCAACGGUCGCCAUUUUAUUUAUUUAUACAUUUUUCAGUUUUUUGGUUGCUUGUUGUUUUAUAUAAAAUGUAUAGUUUGUCAACAUUUUUGGACCACUUAUGA
Molecule: messenger RNA, 1371 nt
Organism: Phaedon cochleariae (mustard beetle)
Lineage: Eukaryota; Metazoa; Arthropoda; Insecta; Coleoptera; Chrysomelidae
Source: the annotation of a GenBank genome assembly